AUGGUUCGAUUUCAUUUAUUAUUAUUGUUAAUAUUUAUUAUUAAUAUUUGUAACUUAACAAAAAAAGCAUCGUUAGUAGUCGAUGCUAAAUUUUUCGAAUAUGAUUUACCUAAUCGAACAGUAACAAUAUGUCCCAGUUACUCAUUAAUAUCACUUGAAUGUCCUCAAAUUCCAUCAUUAUUAGAUCGUCGUUCAUGGCAGCCAAAUCUUCCUAAAUAUCUCAUAUCUAUUGAUUAUAUUCGGUCAUUUCCAUUACGUCUUGGUUUUGAUGCAAGCUCAUGCCAAUCUGAUUCAUUGCAUGCUUGUAAUAAUUAUGAUCUACGUUAUAUAAAUUCAUUAUGUAAUGGAAGACCUCAAUGUUCUGAUAUAUCUGCUUAUCAAAUACGUGAUCGUAGUUUAUGCGCUUUUAAAGCAGUUACAGAAAUUGGAUUUCAUUGUGUACCAACAUGGAAUUUAAAUGAAGUACAAACAAGAUCUGACAUAUGUAAAAAUAGUUCAUUAACAAAUGAUUAUGGUUUUAUUCAUUCAAGAAAUUACCCAUCAAAAAGUGUUCGUUUACUUUGUUCUACAAUAAUAUAUACAGCACCAAAUCAUAAAACUUUUCUCUAUUUUGUUAAUGGAGAAUUAAAUCAUGAUCAACUAAGAAUCGAAAGUGUUACAGCAGAUGGUAUAACAAUUUUAAAUGUAACUCUAAAUGGAAAUUUAACAACACAGCGAUUAGCAGCAUCGACUUAUAAAAUGAAAAUAACAUUUAUACCGAGUCCUAUUUAUUCAUAUCAUCCGACUUAUUAUUUACUUUAUUUUUACACCGUUCCAAUGUGUUCAAUUACAGAUCCAUGUGUAUAUAGACCAUCGCCAUAUACAAGUCCACAUAUUAUAUUUCCAAUAAGUACAAUUCGAACGAGAUUACAAUCAAUUGGAUGGACACGUGUACCCAAUAUUUGGAUUGUUAUACCAAUUAUACUUGCGUAUAUACUUCUAUUACUUCUUAUAGUUGCUUUAGCACUUCUAUUACAACGACGUCGUAAACAAAAAAAAACAUUAGGAGAUGUUUCAAAUACAAAUAUAUCUUCUCCUUAUAUGGAUGCAAGUGGUACGUCAAGUCGUGUUCAACUUGUUCCAUCAUUGUCUCCUCCGAAUGGUAAUAGUGCUGUUAUACAUGAUACUUAUUUACCUCGACAUCGUUCAAGUAUAUCACAAAGCUUUCAUCGUCCAUUAUCCAGUUCUUCGUUUGCUCAAAAUAAAGAGCGAUAUAAUCGCGAAAGUAAAAGUGAAUUUGAUCUUCAUCAUAGUGGUUUAGAUGGAAUAGAUUAUCGUCAUCAUGCAUCUAUACCUUAUCGUGUUCGUUCUACAACAUUCAAUGGUAAUUAUCGAGGUUAUGGUACAAUUGAUCCGUCUUCACUUAGCUAUGACGUUAAUCGUCAUCGACGUUCAUUGCCAAAAUCUUUUUCCGAUUGUAAUCUUUGCAAACGCCGUGCUACAGAUGAGGAAUAUCAACAGUAUUUUAAUGGACAUGAUGAUAAUUGGCAUUUAGAAAGUAAUUUAGAACGAAGAGCAGAACCAAGAACUUAUCGAGAUAAAAUAAAAGAACGUUUUCGCGAACGUUCAACAACUCGUCCAAAUUCUGAAAAUGAUGGAACAACACUACCACCAUCAGCAACAACUAUUGAAUAUACAACUGUUUUACCACGUCAACAAAGAAUUGCAAGUGAAUCGAUUCGUUCAAAUGGGCCUGUUCAUCACUUACCUUUUGAAUACAUUCCAAAUGAAAAUUCGAAUCAUAUUCGUCAAAUGGAAUUCAGACGAAGUUCAAGUCAAAAUUGUCUACCAACUGGCAAUAUUCAACAACAUCCAACUAGCGAUGAAAGUGGCACCUCAAAUUUCACUAUGAAAUUUUAUGAACGUGAUGGUGAUCAUACAAAACCACAUCACGAUCGAUAUGCUUAUGACGAACGAGAAGUUCAAGAAAUGUCGAUGAGAAUGAAUCAACAGCAAAAUUUUAACAGACAUCAAUAUUAUCGUCAGCAACAACAACAACAACAAAAACGUUUCACGGACAAUACUAGCGAAAUUUAA
Rotaria socialis is the source of this 2076-nucleotide messenger RNA. The record is from the annotation of a GenBank genome assembly. NCBI's taxonomy places the organism in Eukaryota, Metazoa, Rotifera, Eurotatoria, Philodinida, Philodinidae.